Messenger RNA from Thermothelomyces thermophilus ATCC 42464, 1277 nucleotides. RefSeq lists its product as uncharacterized. The coding region runs from base 302 to 1012 and encodes 236 amino acids. Lineage: Eukaryota; Fungi; Ascomycota; Sordariomycetes; Sordariales; Chaetomiaceae. The transcript has 2 exons. The record is from RefSeq and is a predicted model, not a curated record.
GAUGCUUGAUGUUUUUUUAUUGUUUUUCUUCCCUGUCCCUUAGGUAGACCGCCCGUUCUUGUCUCCGUUUUCUUUUGUUCUCGGUUGCCAAUCUCCUUACUUCACUACUGCUCGUCUCCUGUCGCCUACUAACUCUGCAGCCUCCGAGGCAUAGUUCGCUCCGUACUGUGACCUCAUUGCUUAUGUAUAUACGUCCGGCUGGUUUUGGCUACCCGCCCUCCCCCUUGUCAGUUGGCAACCAGCCUUGGCUUCACAGUAACGACUGGGCAGUGCUGCCCUGUUAAGGGCGACUGCUGUCAUCAUGCCUUUCGCCCAACCGCCCAAGGUCUCCUCAGACCCUGAAAUACCCCCGGCCCGCCCUGGCCGGCCCCGGUUCCACCGCAGAUGCACAGAGGACCGAAUCCGCGAAGGCUCACGGACGCCUCCUUGCUUUUUCAUGGCAGGCAAGAUUACUAGAGAACGAAAAUCCAUCUUCAGGGAGCUGGGGCUCGACACGGACCUGCCGAGCCAGCCGUACUCGGUCCGUGACGAGCACGAGUUUGGUGAGCCCACGGAGCUGGCACCGGCAUCGCCAGCGAGCACUCAUGCUGUCGAUGAGGGAACUCGCAACGAGGACGAUGGCGCCGAAAACGAGGCCGAGGGACGGCCGACACAACAAAAGCAGGGUAGCAGCAACCGAGCUGAGUCCCGGUCCAACCCGGCGUCCCCCUCGGAGACCCAGCGGCCAUGGUACUCCCGAUUGCCCCGGGUCCGGCGCCCGAGAAUCAAGUCUGUCUCCUCAAGUGCGCCGCCUUCUCGCAUGUCCACCAUAACGAGAUUCUCGUCGAUUGUGCUGCUCAUUGUUGUUUUUCUUCCGGGCUUUAGUUAUUACCGCGGCCGUGAAGAAGGGACUGCGCCGGCUGUUGCGGAUGCCGGCGUGAUCGAUACCCCGGCGGCGGAAGCCCGUCCGGUGCUCGAGAGGAGAAACAGUCCGACGGACGUGUCCAAGAGAUGGGCACACCAGGGUGAGUGAGUACAGAGAUAGCAUUGGGUAAUAGCGCUUGUGAGGCUCCCAGGACGGAAUGGCGUGCAGAUCCAUGCGACGCAUUGUACAAUAUUUGUUUCAUUACACCAAUUUCUGCGCGCGGCGCGUCUGUAGUAUAUACACGGCAUAGCACUUGUCAUGGCGAUGACGCUGUUCCCAUGCCUAAGUCCCUCCUUGAACUGCGGUCUGGGCAGCAGACAGCUUUCUCCCGCGAAUCAAUAGCACGCCAUCGUGCUCUGUUAUGUUUCAGCCC